This is a messenger RNA of Elephantulus edwardii (Cape elephant shrew), 933 nucleotides long. Its product is annotated as olfactory receptor 2A12-like. The record is from RefSeq and is a predicted model, not a curated record. The transcript has a single exon. Gene Ontology annotation, biological process: G protein-coupled receptor signaling pathway. Gene Ontology annotation, cellular component: membrane. Lineage: Eukaryota; Metazoa; Chordata; Mammalia; Macroscelidea; Macroscelididae. Bases 1 to 933 code for a protein of 310 amino acids. Gene Ontology annotation, molecular function: olfactory receptor activity; G protein-coupled receptor activity.
AUGAGGAACAACCAGACCUGGAUCACAGAGGCCGUCCUGCUGGGGUUCCAGGUUGACCCAGCGCUGGAGGUUUUCCUCUUUGGGUUAUUUUCACUGUUUUACAGUCUUACCAUGUUGGGGAACGGGACCAUACUAGGGCUCAUCUGGCUGGACCCCAGACUGCACACCCCCAUGUACUUCUUCCUCUCACACCUGGCCGUCGUUGACAUGUCCUACGCCUCGAGCACUGUUCCCAAGAUGCUAGCAAAUCUCGUGAUGCAGAAGAAGACCAUCGCCUUUGGUCCAUGCCUUCUGCAGACGUUUCUGUACCUGGCGCUCGCGGUCACGGAGUGCAUGGUUCUGGUGGUGAUGUCCUAUGACCGGUACGUGGCCAUCUGCCACCCCUUGCAGUACACCAUUGUGAUGAGCUGGAGGGUGUGCACGGGUCUGGCUGCCACCUGCUGGGUCUUUAGCUUCCUUUUGGCGCUGGUGCAUCUCUCUCUUAUUCUGAGACUGCCUUUCUGUGGUCCACAAACAAUCAACCACUUUUUCUGUCAAAUCAUGUCAGUAUUCAAGCUGGCCUGUGCAGACACCAGACUCAACCACGUGGUCCUCUUUGCUGGCUCUGUGUGUGUGUUGGUGGGACCCCUCUGCCUGGUGCUGGUCUCCUACACCCGCAUCCUCGUCGCCAUCCUGAGGAUCCAGUCUGGGGAGGGGCGCAGAAAGGCCUUCUCCACCUGCUCCUCCCACCUCUGUGUGGUGGGGCUCUUCUUUGGCAGUGCCAUCGUCAUGUACAUGGCCCCCAAGUCCAGCCAUUCUCAAGAACAGAAGAAGAUUCUGUCUCUCUUCUACAGCCUUUUCAACCCAAUGCUGAACCCCCUGAUUUACAGCCUGAGGAACGCAGAGGUGAAGGGCGCCCUCCGGAGGGUGCUGUGGAAACAGAGACCAAUGUGA